Cuscuta campestris is the source of this 676-nucleotide messenger RNA. The record is from the annotation of a GenBank genome assembly. Lineage: Eukaryota; Viridiplantae; Streptophyta; Magnoliopsida; Solanales; Convolvulaceae.
GUCCAAUGUUAUGGACUGAAACCAUUGUAAGGUAUGAGACUUGUUCCACAUCGAUUGUAUGUAUGGACAAUUGAUGUGGGGUUUAUAGGCCAAAUGGGUUCCCUCACCUAUCAGGCUAGUCUUUUGGUUGAGUUCUUCCGUUUGGUCUGUAAUAUCCAACACUUCCUCAAUAGCAGGAUUUGCGUUCCAGGCUUCCAGCGCCGUCCAACACUUCCGAGUUCCGAGAAACCAAUUCGCGUUACGGUGCCGUCCAACACUUCUGAGAAACCAAUUUGCGUUACGGCAGAUUCGCAGACGCAGUCCAACAGAUUACUUCAAGCGCCGUCCCUUAGGAAUUUUCCAAAUGCAGACACAGAUUACUUCGGCCUAUUGAAUUCGCAGACGCAGUCUAACAGCUUACUUCGCCCUACUGGUUUCUUCUUCAAGCGCAAUCUGCCUAUUGACCUUAGUCUUCAAGCGCCGUCCAACACUUCCGAGAAACCAAUUCGGCCUAUUGGUUUCUUCUUCAAGCACAGAAGUUAGUGACGAGAAUCUUCAAUUUUUGUCCAAGAUUGAAGCAUCUAACCCAAGAAGGUAUGAAAUCAUAUGUUCUUUAAUUUUUUUAUCAAAUGAUUCUAGCAUUUGAAGUUUCCUAGACUGUAAAUUGUUUCCCUGAGAAUAAAUUUUCCCCAGACUG